This is a messenger RNA of Struthio camelus australis, 8043 nucleotides long. NCBI's taxonomy places the organism in Eukaryota, Metazoa, Chordata, Aves, Struthioniformes, Struthionidae. The record is from RefSeq and is a predicted model, not a curated record.
GCUGACAACAGUUCAUCUGGAGGAUUGGCUGGUGGACAAACCAAGCCUGAAGAAGCAGCUUCAAAUUCUCACACCUUCAAAAACAAGACCUUUAAGAAAUCCAAAAUUUGUGGAAUCUGCAAAGAAGUAAUUGACGGCCAAGGCAUUUCAUGCAAAGUUUGCAAGUAUGCCUGCCACAGGAAAUGUGAAGAGAAGGUGGUGACACCCUGCUUUCUUCCAAGCAAUUACGAACUGAUCUCUCCCAUACUGGUGCCUCUGGGACACAGUUCUGUGGAAAUUUAUGGUCGUGCAGCCCAAUAACUCUGAGGCCUUUAAAAGUCAUGUAACCAGAACUAAUUCCAGCAGUUUUUCAAAAAGCUCAUCUUUCUGUUGUGACAAAGUAUCACGGAGCGCAGACUUUGAUCACAUUAUGGAGGAAGGUUAUGAGCUUGACCUCACUUACAUCACAGAGCGGAUCAUUGCUGUAUCCUUCCCUGCCAGCUGUUCUGAGGAAACGUACCUGCACAAUCUGCAAGAUGUAACCCGAAUGCUCAAAUCCAAACAUGGAGAUAACUACCUGGUGUUAAACCUUUCUGAAAAGAGAUAUGACCUUGCCAAGCUUAACCCAAAGAUUAUGGAUGUGGGCUGGCCUGAUCUCCAUGCUCCACCUCUCGAUAAGGUGUGCACCAUCUGCAAGGCUAUGGAGUCAUGGCUGAACAGCGAUCCCCAACAUGUGGUGGUGAUCCAUUGCAGAGGAGGAAAAGGAAGGAUAGGCGUAGUCAUAUCAUCGUAUAUGCACUUCACCAAUGUGUCUGCAAGUGCUGAUCAGGCUCUAGACAGAUUUGCUAUGAAGAAAUUCUUUGAUGAUAAAGUUUCAGCGUUAAUGCAGCCAUCCCAAAAAAGAUAUGUCCAAUUUCUAAGUGGCCUUCUAUCUGGAUCUGUGAAAAUGAAUACAACCCCUCUUUUCCUGCACUAUGUUGUCCUUCAUGGCAUCCCAAGCUUCGAUGCUGGAGGAGUUUGUCGGCCUUUUCUGAAGAUAUACCAGGCUAUGCAACCAGUUUAUACAUCAGGAAUAUAUAGCGUAGGGCCAGAAAAUCAAAGUCGCAUCUGCAUUGCUAUAGAGCCAGCCCAGCUUUUGAAGGGAGACAUUAUGCUAAAGUGUUAUCACAAAAAAUAUCGGUCAGCUACUCGGGAUGUCGUUUUUCGUCUUCAGUUUCACACUGGAGCUAUUCAAGGACAUGGCCUGGUGUUUGGCAAAGAGGACUUAGAUAAUGCCAACAAAGAUGACCGUUUCCCUGAUUAUGGGAAGGUAGAACUAGUGUUUUCAGGAACCCCAGAGAAAAUUCAAGGAUAUGAACACCUUCAGAACGACCAUGGAGUGAUAGUUGAUUACAAUACCUCAGAUCCACUGAUACGCUGGGACUCCUAUGAAAAUAUGAGCCCUGAUGGGGAAGUGCUGCAUACCCAAGGUCCCAUUGAUGGCAGUCUGUAUGCAAAAGUGAGAAAGAAGAGCUCUUCAGACACCAGCAUCCCCGGUGUUGCUCAGGGUGUUCCUGUGACCAGCAGUCCCGAUCACAGUGAUCAUACCCUCUCUGUCAGCAGUGAUUCGGGACAUUCAACAGCUUCCGUCAGGACAGACAAGACUGAGGAGCGCCUUGCGCCGGGAGGCAAACGGGGUCUCAGCCCGCAAGAGAAGGCAGAGCUGGACCAGCUACUCAGUGGCUUUGGUCUGGAGGAUUCUGUCAGCACCGCCAAGGAUAUGACUGAUGCCCGAAGCAAGUACAGUGGGACUCGCCACAUAGUGCCAGCUCAAGUUCACGUGAAUGGAGACACCAAGCUUAAGGACAGGGAGACCGAUAUUCUGGAUGAUGAAAUGCCCAAUCACGACCUUCACAGUGUGGACAGCAUUGGGACUUUGUCCUCCUCAGAAGGCCAGCACUCCACCCACCUUGGGAACUUCAGUUGCCAUAAGAGUAGUCAGAACUCCCUUCUCUCAGAUGGCUUUGGAAGUAACACUGGGGAAGACCACCACAGUGCUCUUGCCCCAGACCUGGGAAUUGGUGUGGAUCCCCUCUAUGAGAGAUCGUUUGGAAGCAGUGAGCCAAAGCCAGCUCAGCAGCUGCAAAGGAAUCCUUCUGUCUCACCUCAGCCUCAAGCCUACGGCCCAAGUAACUACUCUACGCAGACCUGGGUACGCCAGCAGCAGAUGGUCACUGCUCACCAGUACAGUUUUGCCCCGGAGAGUGAAGUGAGGGUUGGCAUUCAUAACACUGUAGAGAAUUCAGGCAGUGUCCAGAGCCAGUCCCGGGUCCCGGACACCCCGACGCGGGGCUCCAGCAGCAGAGAUGCUGUGCAGAGAGGGCUCGGAAAUGUGCCAGGUGUCAGCGAAGCUGCAGAACGCUCCAGCGGCGAGAGUUUUAAGCCAAGACUAGUGCCUCAGAGGGACACAAACGGUCUGGAUCUAGGACUGAAUACAGGGGGCUUGCCAGCUUCUCCAACUUUGGAUAUUGAUCAGUCCAUUGAGCAGCUGAACAGGCUGAUCUUGGAAUUAGACCCUACAUUUGAACCUAUCCCAACCCGCAUUAACACUGUCACCAGGGACCCAAAUCAAGUAAAUGGCUUCAUCAGUCCUGAUGCAGGCAUGGAAGGGCUUGGCAGGAGCCCUGGCUUCCAUGAGAAAGGAGAGAUCACAAACAGGAAUCCCUCUCGGCAUGCAACAGGUUUGCAAGAUGAUAAUGCAUCAGGAGGAAGGAUCAGAAAGUUGAGUGUCGGACAGUAUGACAACGAUGUCCAAGGGCAGCCAACGUACACGAGGUGUGGAUGGGUGAAGUCUCCUGCUGUUGACCAGGCUAUAAAUCCAGGAUCGCUAAUUGCUGCAGGGGAGACCAAAGAGAUGGCUGUGGCGUGUUACCAAGAUGAAAUAGAUGGGGGAAUCUUCUCCCCAGCCAACAAUGGAAAUGAAGCUGUCUCAUCCACACCAGCUUUUCCACUGUCACCAGAGACACCAUAUGUGAAAACACCUCCGCUAUAUCAUCAACGGAUUCCCUCUGGCCAAAAGGCCAGCAGCCCAUCUGAGCUGUACAGAACUGGUCCUGAAUCGCGAGGUUACACAGAAGCCCUUAACCACUCCAUUGUGAUGUCUGACAGCACCAUGGGCACUAACCCUGCUCUGCUGAGGACCAACAUGCAGCCAGAUCCCUCCUUUCAGCGGGCUUUUGCGUCGUCAUGUACUAUUUCAAACAACAGUCCCAUCCCAGGGGGAGAAAGCUCUUCUGCAACAGAUCGUCCUUGGCUUGAAAACAGCCCUAAAUCUUCCCCAUCACUCCAACUUUCAAUGGGAAACAGCAGGCCAGCAGGAAGUUACCUUGUGCCCUCCGAAUUUUCAAACCCUGUGCAAGAUGGUUCUCUCUUGUCUCAUUUCCAAACCCCAGGACUGCAAGCGGUCGCCCUGAGCAGCCGGGAGAAUUCACCAGCAGAGCAGCAGCAAGAACCUGCUGUCAGCAGCAGCGCCCGGGCCUACCUCAACUAUGGUGGGGGCAACAUGGGCAGCAGCUCCCCUCGAGAGGAGAAGCAAGCUACUUUCAUGGCCAACACUAGCCUCUCUCCUAAAGCCAUGAGCUCAACGAAGGCAAGUGCAGAGGACAAUGGCUUUUUGCCGCACAGCUUUCUUGCAGCGGCCUCCGGACACAACGGUCAGAACAGCGUGGUUCAGCAGCACCAUGGAGGGAACCUGCACUCUCAGCCACCUCUUCCAGAGAAAAAGAGGUCCUCUGAAGGAGACCGUUCCUUUGCUUCCGUCUCACCUUCUUCAAGUGGCUUCUCCAGCCCCCACAGUGGAAGCACAAUCAGCAUCCCGUUCCCAAACGUCCUCCCAGAUUUCUCAAAAGUUUUAAGCACUUCCCCAUUGCCAGAAAACGCAACUGAUAAACACGUGACUGUAAAAUUUGUCCAAGACACAUCCAAGUUUUGGUAUAAGCCAGAUAUUUCAAGAGAACAAGCCAUUGCCGUUCUGAAGGACAAGGAGCCUGGCUCAUUCAUUGUUCGAGACAGUCAUUCUUUCCGGGGAGCCUACGGGCUAGCAAUGAAAGUCGCUACACCGCCUCCUUCUGUGCUGCAGUUAAACAAGAAAGUUGGAGAUUUGUCAAAUGAACUUGUAAGGCAUUUUCUGAUUGAAUGCACUCACAAGGGGGUACGCUUGAAAGGAUGCCCAAAUGAACCAUAUUUUGGGAGUUUGACGGCUCUGGUGUAUCAGCACUCCAUUACUCCCUUGGCACUGCCCUGCAAGCUGCUCAUCCCGGACAGAGAUCCCUUGGAGGAGAUAGCAGAAACUUCUCCACAGACCGCUGCAAAUUCAGCAGCGGAGCUUCUCAAACAGGGUGCAGCGUGCAAUGUCUGGUAUCUGAAUUCGGUGGAGAUGGAGUCCCUCACGGGCUACCAGGCAGUGCAGAAAGCCUUGAGCCUGACACUGAUGCAAGAUCCUUCACCCAUCUCAACCGUGGUCCAUUUCAAGGUGUCCGCGCAAGGAAUCACACUGACAGAUAAUCAGAGAAAGCUCUUUUUUCGGCGACAUUAUCCUGUCAACACUGUUAUUUUCUGUGCUUUGGAUCCACAGGACAGAAAAUGGAUGAAAGAUGGCCUUUCAGCAAAAGUAUUUGGGUUUGUUGCCAGGAAGCAAGGCAGCGCCACAGACAACGUGUGCCACCUUUUUGCAGAGCACGAUCCGGAGCAACCUGCCAGUGCCAUUGUGAACUUUGUAUCAAAGGUCAUGAUUGGAUCCCAGAAGAAGAUCUGAUGCCUUUCCAGCCUUGACUCAGAGCUCUUCACUGACUUGAAGGAAAGCAGUGUGAGAGGGAGAAAGACUAUUCAGCAGCAAAGCCUGAACCUCGCCAUUCCCAAGAAGGAAAGCAGAGGACAGUCUGUCUGCAUUAAGUUUGAAAGUACAGUCUUUUCUUUGAAGAUGCCUCUGACUUAUCGAAGCAUUGUCUGUUUCUUUUUAUAUCAAAGGACAAAGCAAAAGAAGUUGGGUGCCACCUAAACCCACGUAGCCCAUACCUGAAUGAAGCAUAAAUGAAAAACUUUUCCCCUGAAGGGUUUCUAAUCAAUUUUCACAUGCUGUUUUUCAUCAUUUAUUGGAACAGAAAUAUUCACCCACUCACUAGGCUAUGCUACUCUUUUGUGCAGAAAACGUUUCUUAGAACCACCACAAAGACACUUGCCAUAAUUGCAUCAAUGGUAGCUAUAAGCCUUGCAAGCAUAUGCUCUUAAGAGAAAGGUGGUCUGAGGAGGACUAUUUGCUCUUCCCUUCAUCUUUAUGUGAUCAGUGGUGGGAAUUGAAUGGAGAAGGGGAAGAUGUAUGUGAAGAGAAGGUUUGUGCAAGUUGAUUUCUGUUAAGAAAGGAACAGCAGCGUGGAAUAUUCAGGGAGAUUUCUCUGUAUUUAGUGUAAAGAAGGCUGGGCAGUUUUAGCUUGAAUAAUUUUAAAUAGGGGAGAGGUGGCAGACCAAAAAUGGUUGUGUGGAAAUGUAUUCCGUAAUUUGUUUUUGUAUUAUUAUUUUUUAUACAAAGUACUAAGCAGGGAAGAUACUGUAUUUUAAUAAUUGCAGGAUAAAAAUGAGGGAAAAGCAAAGAGGAAAAUUUUAUAAUUUAUAUAUUUUUGCCUGUGCCAGAUUAUUUAUAGUAGAUCUCAGAUCUUGGUAUAUCAUACGGAUAUUCCUAUACUAGGCCGCUGUUGAGCUUUGCCUUUUUAGCGCUAUUUUGCAUAAGUAAAAGCGUGUUGUACGUGCCUUGCUCUAGAGAGUAGAGUUUCAUAUUUUUACUUUUGUCUUACCGUGCUGAGCUACUUCCCAUCUACUGUCUCUUUGCAAUAACGCUUCGGCUGUAACGUUUGUUCCCCUGUCUAAUAACUACGUACGUAAGUGGGUUCUUUUUGGCCCCCUUUUUUAUUGGAGUUUUGGGGAUUUUUGGCUUUUUUCAUCUGUAGGGACUGUUUUCAUGUUUUAUAGUUGUGUUUUAAUAAUUUCUUGAGUCAGGAAAUCCAAAAGGGAAUGGAAUUUAUUUCGUUACUCUAUCCCAUUUCUUGAGAUCGUUUGUUUCAUGAUUUAUACAGCUGUCACACCUGUACGAAUCUCUCUCUCUUUAUAAGCACAUCUGUAUUUUAAAUGCAUAACUGUUAGCUUUACAGCAAUUAUAUAUUACAGAAAAUGUAUAAGAUAGGUUACAGUGGAAACCUUUAUGAAGGACAGCCAUCUGAGGUCUACUGUUAUAAAUCCCUUGCACUCCCAAGAGAGCAGUACUAGACCCCAUAUCAGAACAGAAGGUAAUAAAACAACCGCAGUGUGACAGUGCGGAGACGUUUCAUUGCCUCGAUUUCUCUGAUGUGUGGGUGUCAGCAUUACAGUAAUAACCUGAGCAAUAAGAUGACAUGCUGAAUUCUGCAUGCUAGACGCAUGAGGCAUUGGAUUAACUAGUGGUUGUUAGAUUUGGACUGGAAGACUUCCUUCAAUCUCUUCUACUAAAUAAUAAUUAAAAAGGAUGGCAAACUCUAAUUGGGCUAUACAAUAAAAAAGUUCCACCCAUCUAAACUGUAUUUGUCUGUAUAGAUGAUGAUCUGGUUUUUAUUAUCAGCUCCCUUCCUUCAUUUCCUAAAGUGUUAGAAUCAUGGAAACCUUAUUCAGUGACCAUGGCCAAAAAUGUUACCAAAUGAUUUGUAUAGUGAUGAAUUUUGUGUAAAUAACUUUAUACUUUUUAAUGGGAAAGGGAGGAGGGGAGAGAGAGAGAGAGAGAAGAAAGAUUUGAAGUAUAAUGUCUGCGGACAAGGAAGCGGCACAGUAGUAAAAAUGGGCAUUGGAUGUACAUAGAAGGGUUAAGCAAUCCAAAGCAUCGUAGCUACCGUUGAAGCAACAAAGGCAAGUGCCUCUGAUUUGUACCAAAUACUUGUAUUCUUCCGAUACAGAGGUGUAUUACUUUAACAGUGUUUAUAUACCAUCCAAAAGAGAAUGCAGUUCUUAUUAUUAGCAAGUCUGAUUCUUUUGAAACAUCCUAACAGUCCUUCAUAGGACUUAUAUAUUUUUUAAAUAGUGUUUUGAUGCACCAGAAACCCAGUUGCCUGAUCUAGUUGGCCGGUUGGAGCCCAGUGAAUUUCUUCAGCUGACAUCACAACUAGAUUCAAGUUGGGUUUAUCUGGGAUAAAAAUCAUAUGUAAUAAAUAUGACAGGUUAAAAGGAUUCAAAUGAGGAGGAAGUUCUGAUUAUAUCUUUUUCCACUUGUAUAGAUGAUACUUGAGUGUCUGUUGUUAAACAGCAAGUGUUGCCCUUUGGGCUGAAACUAGUGUCAUUUUUUCCUUGUCAUUUCCACUUGGGGCCUUAUUUUGUAUUCCUUGUGUGUUGUCCAGGCCUGCCGAAUUCAGGAACACAAGGAAUUCAAGGCUAACACUCCUGUUUCCUGGGUGUUUAGCCCUCUUUGAUAAGUGGGAAAGACAAAGUUGCCCUGUUUCAAAGGGACCUUUUCUAUUAUUGCAUUCCUUUGGAUGGUAUAUUGCCAUGCGCUUUUUGCUCUUUAAUGAAUUGAAAAAUGCACAAAGCAAAAUAGUUCAGUAAGUACCGUUGUGUAGUGUGUGUAGAAAGGCAUUCACAGAACUUAUGUUCAUGGCAAAUACAUGACUAAAUAGUUAAUACAGCACUUUCUUUUGAAGGUUUUUGGUAGAUGUGUAUAUGCAGUCUCAUACGUAAUGCCAGCAAGUUGACACAUAUUUAGCCAAGCGCCUAUUAACCUGCUUGUGAAAUGUACUGCUAUAAUCUUACAGUGUUAAACUACAAAAAUGCUAAAAGCCAUGUCUUUUAAUUAAAUGGUUCCCAUGUAUCCCACAGUAUCAUUAAAAUUUUAAUGUUUCCUUCUUGGAUUUACCUAUUAGUGAAAAUUUUUGCCUUUUUCUUUAAACUGUAAAGAAGCAACAAAGGAUCUCCAGUAUGUAAAUGAAUGUUCUAUAAAUUCUUUGUAUAGUCAUUUUCUCUGCUCUUCAGAUAUCGCCUCUAUUCAGAUUAUAAUAAAAUUAUGAAUGUGAAAUCUCA